Molecule: messenger RNA, 1672 nt
Organism: Daphnia pulicaria
Lineage: Eukaryota; Metazoa; Arthropoda; Branchiopoda; Diplostraca; Daphniidae
Exons: 3
Coding region: 707-1672 (321 amino acids)
Source: RefSeq, a predicted model, not a curated record
AUUACGGGCUAUAUAUGUGUGAUACUAUUACAGAGCUCGUAUACGGACUUUAGUUGUAAAAUGUGUCACUCUGACAUAGUCUGCGUUUCAUGAAUAUGACGAGAAAGAUCGCAAUCAUAAGUGGCGUAACUUAAUGCGCAUCAUUGUGUUGCUUAGCUACACGGGAAACGCGCAACAUAAUUUACGCAUUGAUGCGUGCGGUCUCCAGAGUGCUCGAUAAAUGACUUUCUUGCAUACAUAGUAACUUGCCGGGAAAAAUCGAUUCAUUUAUACCCCCGCCCUUGGUGCAUAUAACUCACGAUCAGCUGUGUUAUAUUGAAAUUUUAAUAAUCAUCCAUUGUCAUUAUUACGCGUGUGUAUUCUUAGCUAUGAGCAUUGCCGUUUUAGAUUGAUGGAUGAUUGUCAAACGAUGAGUUUCCCCGCAUUUAAUUAAAUUGGUAUCGAAUGAAAAGUGAAGCACUCAUCAGUUUGAUUAAAUAUACCACUAGACUGUGCACUGUGCAUAAGCGCAGCUGCUGUGCACAGGUCUAUUCAUAAAUAAUAUCACUACAAAACUACUAAAAGGGCAGAAGAACGUGUCCAAUCCAUCAUCCAAGCUUUUCAAGUUGAACGAUACUGAUCUUAUUUCGCCCUCAUCUCUAUACACACCCGCCAGCUAGGCCUCUGCCCACGUCAACAGUCAACACACAGCACGUUAACAACUUCAAUGUCCUACAACGAAGGAGCGGCUGAAAAGGAACAUAAAAGAACGGGAACGAAAAACUUUAUCCGGUCAUUGCCAAGUUCCUUCACAAUGGCGAGUGCUGGUGAACUUUUCCGAUCGCUUUCGCCGCUUUUCUGGGUGUUACGUGUGACGGGUGGAACGCCAUUCUUUCACAGCGACUCGUUCGCCGGAAUGUUGGGCUUUCAAUGGUGUCAUCCGCAGACAUUCUGGUUCGCUUUCGUCACCCUCGUCCACGUGAGCUUCAUUUCGGCUCAAGUCUUUGGAGGUCUAUUUUCUUUGGGCAAUAAUAAUUCAGACAACAAAAUUGAUGAACCUGGCGCUCAUUUCGUCACCAAUCCAACGGCCCAAUUAACCAACUCGAUCUCCCAGGCGCGAUUUCUCGUCGACACGUUUGUCCUUUCAAAAUUUAUGCACUUCCAAUUGGCCAGUUUUCAGAUUUUCUUUGAGCAAAUGGACAGUGUUGAUCGCGCUGUGCCAGUGCUCUCCGUUGUUACACUUCGAACACGAAAAAUGAUCGUCUUUGCCAUUUCCAUUUAUUUAUUUUGGCACAUGACUUUCUUAAUAUACGGAUUUGAUAGUAUAUUUCGAGAGCAUGGAAACGAUUCUGCCUGGAUGUUGGCCGCCCUGAUAACAGACAAUAUAAUGCAUGGUAUUGGCCAGUUGCACUCUAACAUGUUGGUAAUUUUAUUUGCCAGUUUGUGCUAUAUUAUCGGUCUUCGUUUCGCUGGUGUCAAGGAGAUAUUGCAACAGACAGUCGUUAUUGACGAAGGGAUAUUCCGCCAUUUAUGGAAUGAUAAUUUUAACUCCCAAAACGCAAGUCCGUCAAUCACCCAGCCGCAAAACCGAGUCCUUCCCGACAACGAAUCUCUGCCCGAUGUCGGCUCGUCAAUUUCGAUAUUAGAUGGGUUACGUUUGCGGUACAAAACAAUUGAAUUUGAAAAUCCCUGA